This is a messenger RNA of Elephantulus edwardii (Cape elephant shrew), 2089 nucleotides long. RefSeq names its product SNW domain containing 1 (gene SNW1). Bases 25 to 1635 code for a protein of 536 amino acids. Gene Ontology annotation, cellular component: spliceosomal complex. NCBI's taxonomy places the organism in Eukaryota, Metazoa, Chordata, Mammalia, Macroscelidea, Macroscelididae. The transcript is spliced from 14 exons. The record is from RefSeq and is a predicted model, not a curated record. Gene Ontology annotation, biological process: mRNA splicing, via spliceosome.
UCGCGCUAGAAGAAGCGGAAGAAGAUGGCGCUCACCAGCUUUUUACCUGCGCCAACACAGCUAUCUCAGGACCAGCUUGAGGCUGAAGAAAAGGCAAGAUCCCAGAGAUCACGGCAGACCUCACUGGUCUCCUCAAGAAGAGAACCUCCCCCUUACGGGUACCGAAAAGGCUGGAUACCUCGGUUGUUAGAGGAUUUUGGAGAUGGAGGUGCUUUUCCAGAGAUCCAUGUGGCCCAGUAUCCACUGGAUAUGGGGCGAAAGAAAAAAAUUUCCAAUGCACUGGCCAUUCAGGUGGACGCUGAAGGAAAAAUUAAGUAUGAUGCAAUUGCUCGACAAGGACAGUCAAAAGACAAGGUCAUUUACAGCAAGUACACUGACCUGGUUCCCAAGGAAGUUAUGAAUGCAGAUGACCCAGACCUGCAAAGACCUGAUGAAGAAGCCAUCAAAGAGAUAACGGAAAAGACAAGAGUCGCCUUGGAAAAAUCUGUAUCGCAGAAGGUGGCUGCAGCUAUGCCGGUUCGAGCAGCUGAUAAACUGGCUCCUGCUCAGUACAUCCGGUACACACCAUCUCAACAAGGAGUAGCUUUCAAUUCUGGGGCUAAGCAGAGAGUAAUUAGGAUGGUGGAAAUGCAGAAAGAUCCAAUGGAACCUCCAAGAUUCAAGAUUAAUAAGAAAAUUCCCCGGGGACCACCUUCUCCUCCAGCACCUGUCAUGCAUUCUCCUAGCCGAAAGAUGACAGUGAAGGAACAGCAGGAGUGGAAAAUUCCUCCUUGUAUUUCAAAUUGGAAAAACGCAAAGGGUUAUACCAUUCCAUUAGAUAAACGUCUGGCUGCUGAUGGAAGAGGACUGCAGACAGUUCACAUAAAUGAAAAUUUUGCGAAACUGGCCGAAGCCCUCUAUAUUGCUGACCGGAAGGCUCGGGAAGCUGUGGAAAUGCGUGCCCAAGUAGAGAGAAAGAUGGCUCAGAAAGAAAAGGAAAAGCAUGAAGAGAAACUUCGAGAAAUGGCCCAGAAAGCCAGGGAGAGGAGAGCUGGGAUCAAAACCCAUGUGGAGAAAGAGGAUGGGGAGGCUCGUGAAAGAGAUGAAAUUCGGCAUGAUAGGAGGAAAGAGAGGCAGCAUGAUCGCAAUCUGUCCAGGGCGGCUCCUGAAAAGAGAUCAAAAUUGCAGAGAAAUGAAAAUCGAGAUAUCAGUGAAGUCAUUGCUCUGGGUGUACCCAAUCCUCGGACCUCCAGUGAAGUUCAGUAUGACCAGAGGCUCUUCAACCAAACCAAGGGUAUGGACAGUGGUUUUGCAGGUGGAGAAGAUGAAAUUUAUAAUGUUUAUGAUCAAGCCUGGAGAGGUGGCAAAGAUAUGGCCCAGAGUAUUUACAGGCCCAGCAAAAAUUUGGACAAGGAUAUGUAUGGUGAUGACCUUGAAGCCAGAAUCAAAACCAACAGGUUUGUUCCUGAUAAGGAGUUUUCUGGCUCAGACCGCAGGCAGAGAGGCCGAGAAGGACCUGUUCAAUUUGAAGAAGAUCCUUUUGGUUUGGACAAAUUUUUGGAAGAGGCUAAACAGCACGGUGGUUCUAAAAGACCCUCGGAUAGCAGCCAUCCCAAGGAACAUGAACACGAAGGCAAGAAGAGGAGGAAGGAGUAGGAGGACCUCUUCCCAGAGUGAAGGAACUAUGACCGUAAUCCUGGAACAAGGCUGAGGGUGGGAUACUUUGUAAAUGGUCAGGAUAAAAACCAAAUCUGGGUGUCAGAUCCCAGCACUACUUUUUAUUAUAGGAAAAAGGAUGUAAAAAAUCUACUUUGAACUAUUUUGGUUUAAAAAGAGUGGGUUGUUCUCCCACCUUUUCAGCUUUGCCCAGCACUUGUACGUAAGACCACUCCCUCUUGUGUUAUACCAGUAGUUUGGGCUUAAUCUACUGUAAAAUAGACUCCUCAUCAAAUAACCCCAACCACAGUGAGCAGGCAGGAGGUCACACCACUUUGGAGUUGUCCCGCCUAGCAAUAAGGACCCUCUGCCUCUGUUGGGCCAGUUUAGCUUGGAGUGGGGAAAGUAAGCUCUUGCUUGCUACAGCAUUUGUUUAAAAAUAAAAACACUUAGA